AUGAUAGGACCCGAAUUCAAUAUAACACAUCCAUCGAUCUACCGUACUUCAACUGCAAAUCCUUUUGUACUUGCGGGUCUAGUAUAUGAGUCAAUACCACAUUGGGUACGUAGAUAUGCCCGUAUUCGACCUGAUUACUCAUUCCCAUCGUCAAUGAUCUCAGAUUUCAAAAAAAUUUCUCUCUCAAAUUCCGAACUAUACACAGUUUUAUUACUGGCCACAUUCUUUACAAUGCUUCGUUAUUAUCUACAAGUCCGACUGGAGUCCUGGACACAACAACACAAUAUCUAUCCCCGAUUCGCCCAUAAAGUACCAGAAUCCUUUUGGAAAUUGACAUAUUAUGGAACUGUUUGGAUUUUUGCAUUCUAUUUUCAUAUGUGUGUUGAGUCUCAUGAUAUAUUCAAAGAUCCACUUUCUAUGUGGGUUGAAUGGGAGUCCGGACACAAGCCAAAAAUGCAUUGGCAAGUCCAAGUAAUCUAUGCAGUUCAAUCAGCAUUCUAUAUUCAUUCGAUUUAUGCAACACUCUUUAUGGAUUUAUGGAGAAAAGACUCAUGGCUGAUGUUCGUCCAUCACUUCGUCGCUCUCGGACUACUAUUCUUGUCUUAUGUUGAUAAUUUCACCCUCCCUGGAGUACUUGUUCUUUUCCUACAUGACAAUUCUGAUGCCACUUUGGAAAUCACAAAACUCUCAUUUUAUCUGAAAAAACGAACAAAUGGACAAUAUUACAAAUACUAUUUCCUAAUGGGAAAUGCUGCAUUCAUUCUCUUUGCAAUCAUUUGGGUUAUCUUCCGCUUAUAUUGGUAUACGUGUAAAUUGUUAUAUGCAACAAUUUACGGAGCAGUCUACUUGGGACCACAGGAUGCUCCGUUCUUCCCUCUUCUCGGCGCAAUGCUUCUCAUUAUUUUUGCAAUGAAUGUCUACUGGUUCAAUUUUAUCGCUCGAAUGAUUUGGCGUGUUGCUCUGACUGGAGAAGAUCCAGAAGAUAAUCGUGAAUGGGACACAACGGCUGUAAGUGGUUUGAAUCAACAGAAACUUGACGAGUUAGCCACCGAAAAAUGUCACCUGAAGCCGAAAAACGCGUAA
Caenorhabditis remanei is the source of this 1083-nucleotide messenger RNA. RefSeq lists its product as uncharacterized. The transcript has 7 exons. NCBI's taxonomy places the organism in Eukaryota, Metazoa, Nematoda, Chromadorea, Rhabditida, Rhabditidae. The record is from RefSeq and is a predicted model, not a curated record. Gene Ontology annotation, molecular function: sphingosine N-acyltransferase activity. Gene Ontology annotation, cellular component: membrane. The coding region runs from base 1 to 1083 and encodes 360 amino acids. Gene Ontology annotation, biological process: ceramide biosynthetic process.